AUGCCUAUCACUGCACCACACUUAUCCUUCCCCACCUCCUCUCCAUCCUUCCUCCGCAAGAAAUGGGCCUCUCUCGCCUCCUCACGCCAUGAGCAACCUGCUGAAAAAACACCCCCUCGCACCCGCUCUAUUAGCAGCAUGCAACGUGUCUUUGACUCGGGCAUUCCAGUGCGUGAAAAGCCACCGCAAUCACGGUUCUCUCCUACACAGCGUGCUGGAACAAAGACUACAGCGUCGAUGGAGAUGGAGAGCCAAAGUACGAAUGCUACUCCUAGUGAAAGUCCAAGCAUAAGUCCAAGCACAAGCACUCUACGCAACCAACAACAACACGCCACUCUCACACCGUCAGACACGUACGCCGACAGGCAACCAGACACAGACUGCCACCCAGACACAGACAGACCACCCUUUAGCAACGCUAUAUACAACCCCUCUCCUCUAAUCUACCAAGCCCACCACCCCUCAAAAGAGUGCAGAGCAUCCCUACCCUCUCCACCCUCUUCACCCUUCCCCAAACACGCCACCCCGACAUCGAAAGGCCCUAGUGAGAUCCGCGCAACGACAGUGGCGGAUGGCAUCUUGACGCGACCGUUUGGUCGUGCCUGGGGCCUUGUGCAGGGAAGGAGCGAACAGGGUACGGUGAGGCGGAAAGCAGUCGGUACAGCGCCGGCGAGAUUAUUUGCGACGAGGCGCAAGUCUGUUGUGAGGCGGUCGGUGGGUGUCGGUGUUGAGGUUGGACCGCACCAUGUCGAUGCUGGAGCCGCCGCCGACGACGACGACGACGACGGAUAUAUAGUCGACAAGCGUGACGACGAGCCUGAGCGAGACCACAGCGGGAGAGAAGCCAGUCAUACUGCCAAGCUCGACAUGGACGAGCAGUCCUCCCUCGCGCAUCUGCUCGCAUGGCUUGACUUUCCACCGUCCACGCUCUCGUCCACUUCCCUGCUCCCCAAACCUCCUUCCUUUGCGACAGCCCUGUCAUACUUCCCUUUCACUACUACAGCUACCACUGCCUCCUGCUUAACAUCUCUCGACCAGAGAUACCGCCUCGAGCGCUACACAUAUCUGCACAUGCGGAAGAGUGAGCUGGAGGAGCUGAUUGAUAGGGCGCUUUCCGCACCAACUGGUGCAAACGAUGAUGUGGUGUUGGGCACGGAGAGGGAGCUAGAAGAGAGUGAGGAGCGGCGCUUAGAGGCGGAGAAAGGAUGGGUCAUGGUGAUGCGAGAGAUGCAGCGGAUUGAAGCGAUUGGUAUUGUCUGA
Pseudovirgaria hyperparasitica is the source of this 1260-nucleotide messenger RNA. RefSeq lists its product as uncharacterized. The record is from RefSeq and is a predicted model, not a curated record. Lineage: Eukaryota; Fungi; Ascomycota; Dothideomycetes; Acrospermales; Acrospermaceae. The coding region runs from base 1 to 1260 and encodes 419 amino acids. The transcript has a single exon.